AUGAACCUAGAAGAGAAAGCAAGCACAGAGGUUCCAUCAUCUGAGCAUCUCUGCUAUGUCCGUUGCAACUUCUGCAACACUGUUCUUGCGGUCGGGAUUCCAUGCAAGAGGCUGCUGGACACUGUGACUGUCAAAUGUGGUCAUUGCAAUAAUCUCUCCUUUCUCAGCACCAGACCUCCCAACCAAGGGCAAUGUCUUGAUCAGUACCACCGACUGAGUCUACAGGGAGUUUCUAGUAAUGAAAAGUUCUUAUUCAAGGAGAAGCAAGGGUUUUGCACUGAUAUCAGAAAGGGCGAAUCCUCAUCCUCCUCGACCUCUAGCGAACAACCGGUGCCCACAGCACCCUUCGUAGUAAAGCCGCCUGAGAAGAAACACCGACUUCCAUCUGCUUACAAUAGGUUUAUGAAGGAGGAGAUAAAGCGCAUCAAAGCAGCCGAUCCUGAGAUACCACACAGAGAAGCUUUUAGCACAGCAGCUAAAAAUUGGGCUAGGGCUAGGUACCUUCCAAAGUCGGGUGCUGGUUCUGGGAGCCCUAAUAUUUAA
Messenger RNA from Populus nigra (black poplar), 543 nucleotides. RefSeq names its product protein CRABS CLAW. The transcript has 6 exons. The coding region runs from base 1 to 543 and encodes 180 amino acids. Gene Ontology annotation, biological process: leaf development; cell fate commitment; style development. Lineage: Eukaryota; Viridiplantae; Streptophyta; Magnoliopsida; Malpighiales; Salicaceae. Gene Ontology annotation, cellular component: nucleus. The record is from RefSeq and is a predicted model, not a curated record.